GCAGAGCACCCACACCCACCAAGGAUACACCAUACCUUUACUCCAUACCCUCCCUCUCUCUCUCUCUUACUGUCUCUCUCAACUCUGUGCUCAGCAUCAUCAGAGCUGCUGGGGUUGUGGGCAGCCUGACCGCCGUUGCCACUUAAGGAGAACUUCAAGAACCUCACUUCUCACAGCUUCCCUUUUCCUGCUCCUGCCUAAGGAUGAUGGAGCUGGCACCUAGAUGGAUGAGGCUGAUCUGCUUGUCCCUCCUGUGCCUGCAUCUCUGCCUGCCGAGGGAAUCGAACGCCAAGAGAGCCCCCAAGAUACCCCGCUGUCCUGCGACCUGCUCUUGCACCAAAGACAGUGCCUUCUGUGUGGACACCAAGGCCAUCCCCAAGAGCUUCCCCCCUGGGAUCAUCUCUCUGACCAUGGUGAACGCGGCCUUCACUACAAUCCCAGAGGGAGCUUUCUCACACCUUCACCUGCUACAGUUCCUGCUCUUGAACUCCAACACAUUCACCACAGUCGCUGAUGAUGCCUUCGCUGGUCUGUCUCACCUGCAGUACCUGUUCAUUGAGAAUAAUGACAUCCAGGCUCUGUCAAAGUACACCCUCAGAGGACUCAAAUCCUUGACUCAUCUAUCUCUCUCAAAUAACAACCUGCAGCAGCUGCCCAGAGAUCUCUUCAAACAUCUAGACAUCCUCACAGAUUUAGACCUGCGGGGGAACUCUUUCCGCUGUGACUGUAAGAUCAAGUGGCUGGUGGACUGGAUGGAGAGGACCAACACCUCUGUUCCUGCCAUCUACUGUGCCAGCCCCUUUGAAUUCCAGGGACGCAGGAUCCACGACCUCUUACCACGUGACUUCAGCUGCAUCAGUGCAGAUUUUGCAGUGUAUGAAACCUUCCCUUUCCACUCUGUCUCUGUGGAGACGUACGAGUUUGCGGGAGAUCACUUUGUGGCCUUCGCUCAGCCUGAGUCAGGCUUCUGUACUCUGUAUGUGUGGGAUCAUGUGGAGCUGAACUUCAGGAGCUUUCACAACAUCACCUCUCGCUCUGCUGUGUACUGCAAACCUGUGGUGAUAAACAACACGCUUUACAUGGUGGUUGCUCAGCUUUUUGGCGGAUCUCAUAUCUACAAGUGGGAAGAGGGUCCGUUGCGCUUCGUGAAGAUCCAAGACAUAGACACCACUCGUGUGAGGAAGCCCAACUUUGUGGACACGUUCCAGCUGGAUGAAGAGUGGUACUUCAUUGUAGCAGACAGCUCCAAGGCAGGCUCCACCAGCAUCUAUCGCUGGAACAGCAAUGGCUUCUACUCCCACCAGUCCCUCCAUCCCUGGCACCGGGACACCCACGUGGAGUUCCUCGAUGUAGCGGGAAAGCCUCACCUCAUCCUCUCCAGCGCCUCUCAACCCCCGGUGGUUUACCAGUGGAACCGGAGCCAGAAGCAGUUUGCCUUCCACUCCCUAAUCACAGAGCUGGCUGACGUGCAGAUGGUCAAACACUUCUGGGUGAGGAAAGUUCUCUACCUUUGCCUCACGCGCUUCAUUGGUGACUCCAAGAUCCUCCGCUGGGAAGGCCAGCGUUUCAUAGAGAUCCAGACUCUGCCAUCUCGGGGCUCGAUGUCUGUGUAUCCUUUCACUGUGGGCCUCCGCCAGUACCUCAUUCUGGGAAGUGAUUUCUCCUUCUCCAGAGUUUACCUGUGGGACGACCUCACGCAGCGCUUUCAGCCCUUCCAGGAGCUCAACAUGAGAGCACCGCGGGCAUUCAGCUUGGUCACCGUUGACAGCAAGGACAUUCUGCUGACUGCCAGCUUUAAAGGCAGCACCCUGGCCUACCAGCACCUGUUGGUGGAUCUCAGCGCCAAGUAGACAUGUUAAAGUACAGUCAGUCGCUGAGUAUAUCAUGUGCCAAAUAAAUGAAAGACUGCAAAAAUGUUUAUGCCAUGUAACUAAAGACCUGCUGUUAUAGGUGUUGUUUUAAGAGAGGAAACUGAUUGAAUGAGUAAUCCCUUUUUAUGCACUGUCCCUUAAAAUAUGAAUGAAAUGAUUUGAACAUUUAACAUGCCAACAUAAGUGUCAUCAUAUCACUGCUUCUGUUCUGCCAAACACAUGUCUAAGCCAUGUAUUUUUGAAAGUACUAUGUUGUAUAUUGUACUUUACUAAUGUGAAAAAUGAUAUGUAUGUGCAUCAUUUGAAUUAUUCACUGAAUGACACUGGAAAUUAUAUCUAACUGUAUGGAGGUUUUAUAAAUGACACGGUGUAGUUUAACUGUGCAGCCUUUUGCAUGAUGCUGUACACAUGACAUAACUAUGUAAACAAGCAAUACUUACAACUGCAAUAGUUUAAAUCAUUGUGUUCAUCUCUGUAUAAGCAAUAGUUUUCAUCUGUUUUGGAUUCAAUGUUUGUUCUGCAAUAAUAAGAUGGGACCAUGGCCUGAGCAGACUAAACAAAGGCCCCCACAUUUGAAUGAUAAUGUGAACUGACUUAAAUUUUGCUCUUAUUUUAAAUGUUUAAUAUUUGAAUGAAACAUUCAUUGAUUUGAUUAUAGUGCCAAAUCCCCAAAUAUUAUUUCAGUUUAAGACACAGACUAUAAUGUUUUUUGAAAACAUGGGAAAUAAAAAAAACUGCACUCUUGCCUGUAUAACUUAUAGAAAAUAGAUCAGUUAAUCAAUUCAAUAGGCAUUCUAUGAAAAAAGGAACAUUU
Messenger RNA from Platichthys flesus (European flounder), 2685 nucleotides. It is a transcript of the gene lgi3, whose product is annotated as leucine-rich repeat LGI family, member 3. The coding region runs from base 204 to 1850 and encodes 548 amino acids. Gene Ontology annotation, molecular function: protein binding. Gene Ontology annotation, biological process: regulation of exocytosis. The transcript has 9 exons. Lineage: Eukaryota; Metazoa; Chordata; Actinopteri; Pleuronectiformes; Pleuronectidae. The record is from RefSeq and is a predicted model, not a curated record. Gene Ontology annotation, cellular component: synaptic vesicle.